AUGCGUUUCUCAGCUAUCUUGCCCUUCCUGGGCACAAUUUCGUCCGCUCUGGCAGCUCCAAACUCGGUCCCAUCCCAAGACCUCGCCAUCGAAUCAAUCUUCAACGCCACGGCGUUGGGCGUUGACGUAUACGGACCUAUCCCUAGCGACGCCGUUAAAGUCAGCAAGGGUCAUUAUACUGCUGAACCGGGAACGAAGGCAUGGGCCUGGAUCCGGGCCCAAAGCGAUCUGACGAGCGAGAAAGGCUCCGAGUCCAAGUUAGAGAAGCGCCAACAGUAUGCUAAUAUUGGUGUUAGCAUGUUUGUCGGCGACCUCUGCACUGGCCAGGCAGUAUGGUGGGACAACGUUCUUUACAGUUAUAAUUACUACACCACCGUGAAUAUGUUCAGCGUGGGCAUUCGCUAUCGCAGUCUACGUGUAGAUGAGAGGCUGGACUUCAGCAGGGGAAAUGGCUUCAACUAUUGUGGAACCCAUCUAUACUCGAUUGAAAGGAGCGCUCCAGUUGGCUGCUUUAACUCGCAGCUGGUGAACUGUUUCCGCAUUGACCUCAUUACCUAG
Hirsutella rhossiliensis is the source of this 558-nucleotide messenger RNA. RefSeq lists its product as uncharacterized. Lineage: Eukaryota; Fungi; Ascomycota; Sordariomycetes; Hypocreales; Ophiocordycipitaceae. The coding region runs from base 1 to 558 and encodes 185 amino acids. The record is from RefSeq and is a predicted model, not a curated record. The transcript has 3 exons.